Messenger RNA from Ctenopharyngodon idella (grass carp), 10902 nucleotides. RefSeq names its product nuclear receptor subfamily 2, group E, member 1 (gene nr2e1). Gene Ontology annotation, biological process: cell differentiation; negative regulation of transcription by RNA polymerase II; anatomical structure development. The record is from RefSeq and is a predicted model, not a curated record. NCBI's taxonomy places the organism in Eukaryota, Metazoa, Chordata, Actinopteri, Cypriniformes, Xenocyprididae. The coding region runs from base 5620 to 6810 and encodes 396 amino acids. The transcript has 9 exons. Gene Ontology annotation, molecular function: nuclear receptor activity; zinc ion binding; RNA polymerase II cis-regulatory region sequence-specific DNA binding.
CAAAUUCAAAAGGUUUUAAUUAUAUUUUGCUACAUAUAAAGGUAUUUUAAAGAUUCUGAAGUGUCAAAAGGUCAUUCGGUUUAACUGUCCAAAGGGCAGUACAGCCAUUUUAUUUGUGAUUAAAAUAGCUUAAAAUGUAAUAAAUGUAUAUAUUUUUAUUCUGCCAUGAUUUUAUAACAUCAUAUAUCAACAUAGUGCAAAAUGGUAUUAAAAUUAUGUGCAGAAGUCGUUGCUUUGUUAUAAGAAAGAAUGUCUGGAAAAAUGAAUUUCAUUGAUGUAAUUCAGAGUAACCAAUAUAAAGGGACCAUUUUGGACCAUAAGUCAUGUGGUCAGUAUCAAUGUGACAUCAUUCAGACACCUGCAAAGGACCACAUGGUCAUGAAGCAAAGUAACUCUUUUUUUAACUAUUUGAAAAAUUCACGCUUUCAUUGCGUUGCUCAUACGCAUGUCCCGAAACAUCAGGUCAUUCGGUACAACCGCUAUAAAACAUGGAAAAUGUAAUAUUUUAAAAACUUGUUCUAAAUAUAAAAUGUUUGAUUGUUCUUUUCCUAGCUAGAUAUCAGCCUGUUAGCAUUUUUUUUAUUUUUUUAAAUAUCGUCAUUUCAGUAUAACCAAAAGUGUCAUUCGGUAAAACCGAAAUUUUGGUCUUUUUUGGUGACAAAUUUUGUCCAUCUUGUAAAAAAUGACAAAAGCAGUGUUGAUUGAUUAUAAAAACCACACAAUCUCAUUGUUAACACUUAAUAAAACUUCAAAAUUAAUUAUAUCUCCAUUAUGUUUUUUUUUACACUUUUAAAAACCUUAUUCGUCAAUGACCCAUAUAUAUUACUUAUUUAAAAUAUAUAAUAUUAAUAGUAAAAUUAUUAAUACAAUUAAAUUAAUUUAUUAAUUAGGAAAGAACAAGUAUAAUAAUCAAAAAUGAUCAAAUUCCUUCAGUGGAAAUAUGGAAACUAAAUGCACAAAAUAUAAAAGAGAUCAACAUGCAGCACCACAUUGUACUCAUCACAUAAAAGCCAUCAAAUGACGUGAAGGGCUUUGGCAGGCAAAUUAUUUCGGUGAAAUAUGCCAUUGAUGAGCCAUCACCUGAAGAGACAAAUAAACAACUAAAAGAAAGCUGAAGUCACAGCAGAAUAAAGUUUGUCAUUUCGUGCCCAUAAACUGUUUGCCAAAAUGGUGUGAACGGCGAAAGCUUCUUUAGCCAGCUGUCAUAAUUUGUUAACGAGGCUUUUCAAAAAAAAGCAGAAUGAUAAUGAGAAGACAGAAAAAAGAGACAGGCAGUGAGAGAGGGUAGAGGGGGUGCCCUUCAUGAGUGACUGUGGAAGCGGAGAGUCUGUCCCCAGGGAGCCGGCUCGGGGGGGACAACAUCAGACCGAUUUCAGCGCAGCAACAUGAUGGCAUCUCUGAUGUUUUAAUAUUAAUGAGAACGAGCUCCUCGGCUCGGAGCUGCCAACACUCUCAACAGGUGCCUCGGCUCCUCUCCGCAUACAGGCCGACAACCUCUCUCCUGUCCCGCUGACGAUAACACCUCUAAGUCUCAGGAGGAGCUCUGGGCCUUAAAGAGAGGGAGGGCAGGCAGAAAGGGAAACGGAAUGAGUUAAGUCAUCCAUUUAAAAACUUAGACGAUGAGGGGAGAAAGGAGCUCUCUUUUAAAGUCACCUCUCACGAAGCCGAACCACGAGGUCUCGAUAUUUCUCCUCUUCUCCCAAACCCCCUUGAGAAAGAAAUUGACUUUUGUUUGGAGUUUGUGAAAAGUGGGAAUCAGGAGAAGGACAAUGGGGCUCCCCAUGGAGAGGACCCGAGUGAAGCCAUCUCAAAUCAGUCAGCCAAGGGACCAAUUAAUCCGGCCAUUGUCAGGCCCAAGCCACUGCCAGCACAUCAACACAUUCAGAGCCCAUUGUCCCGACCCUCCUGCAGUAGGAUUUAGUCCGUCCAACAGCCAGUUUUGUCCGGGCCAGCUCAGGCGGAAGUUUCUCACUGACAAUUUGCCCCAAAUAGAUUUGUCAGAAAGCGUCCAUCGACCUGCCAGUUAGACAGGGCGAGGUUGUGUUCGGCCUUUAUUACUACUAUUAUUAUUACUAUUAUUUUGGAAAUGUAGGCAGUGUAAUGGGAAAAUACUACAUACAUCUGUGUGGAGUAUGGAUAUGUGUUACGGUCUAAUCACAUAAGGUGUGGGAUGAAAUGAAUACUGCAAUGUCUUACACAUGGGACAUAAAAUAUAUACAAUUAAAUUAAAUUUAAUGUCAGGUCUAAUGAGUGCUUUCUUUAAUAUUAAAAUAUCUGUGUAAGUGAAUCCAUAAUGUUUUCAAAGGGUAAAACAUUGGGUUCAUUUUACUUAGUUACAGUAACUGAAAAAAUAAAAUACAAAAUGAUGAUUAUAAGUAUGUCAUACUUUGCUAUGGGAUAAAACAUGUUUAUAUACUCCCUUCAAAGAGCAAAUGGACUAGCCUUUACUAAUUUCUAUAAACAUUAAUAUACAAGAAGUUGCAAAGACAGUUAUGAAAUUGUUUCAUUACAUUCAACCUUAAACUCACUCAUUACACCUCUUUACGAAGCUUAAAAAUGUAUUCAUUUACUAGGAAAAAUAGGAAGCAUGAUAAUGAGAACAGACAAUGUGAUCUACGUGAGAUAUAAACCUCAAAACGCGUUUUUCUUAGGACCAUUUUAAUUAGUGAAUGACUUCAAUUUAUAGUUGCAUAAAAUUUGUCUUGAUGAAGCAAGAAUUAGAAAGAAAACAUUUGUUCUCAUUGCUGGUGUUUGUAUGCUUUAUAUCAGUCUAUUUCUGCUUAAAAUGUUCUUUUCUUUUAAAAAAUAAUUCAUUCAUUGUAGAAAAUCUAAAAAGUUCUCAUUCUCAUUCUUGUAGUAGUUUCUUUCUUUAUAUGUAAGUCAGGAUCAGAAGUGCUCUAAAAGUGGCCUAAAUAUUUUUUAGUCCUCACGCUAGCAGCAAUCUGUACAUUUCUUUUCUGGUUUGCUGCCUCAUUGAGAUAUACAUGCGUUUAUCUCAGAACAAAGUGCUAUCACAGAAAAGUCUUUUGCAACAACUCCAACAUGCUGUUACAGGAGUGGUUAAGGAUAAGAGAUGGUGUUGCUGUCCCUCUCCACUUUAAGGGCUAAGUAAGCAGUUGCAUACUGAUUCUGUCAAGCCAACAACUAGAUACACAAUCAGAUGGUUCUUUGUCAGAGAUUUUCAUUGACUGUUAUUGAGAGGAGAGUCACAAGCACAAAAAGUGAAAGCAAGCAGCCGGGGCAACCAUGAUGUUGGUUAUGUUUGUGUAAAGACUAUCUAUGAAUGACAGGAUUAGGGCGAGUUAAGCAGAUUACUACGAGCAGACCACCCCACCCCAAAGAGACACACACACACUUAUAAACACAUAGAUAGGGAAAGUGGGGAAAAAAAGAGAUGGAAAAAGAGAGAAAGUCAGAUUUGUUCACUGCACACUUUUUUAAAAUAAACAUGAUGCUCUUCACAUAUCAUAUCUAGAAGUCAUUAGACUCAGAAUUAUUUUGACCUCAAUCACUUGUGGACUUGUGGAGUUCAUGCUCACAGAGAUAUGCAGUAUAGUCUACUGUGACACUGUUUGUCUCAGUCUGGCACACAAGGUCCUGAAAAACGCACAUUUGAAUAUGCAGUCAUUCACCUGUCAAAAAUCCUAAUUUCUUUUCAGUGCACUGAGAACACCGUUUAAAGGAGGACAUGACAAUCACUAAUUGCGAUUAGAUACGCCCCCGUUCGCCACGUUUAGACCGAGAUUUAGGGCUCCCAUAUGGUCCCGAGCUACCGUGGGAAUGUUCAUAAUUAAACCUAAAAUAUGGGUGUCUGCUGGCGGCGACCACAACACGGCACGCUGUUAAGGUCAAUAUGUCAUCGCGCACGCUCUCAAAGGGGUACAGUUGUGAUUCUCCCAGUCCACGAGGGAAACUCGCACGAAUGUGUCCCCUCCAAAACAGAGAGCGCACUUGUUAACAGCGAUUUCCUUUUUUUGUUUCCUCUCAUAAGCAGAUUGACCGAGUCUGUGGAGAAAUGUAUUGAGAUUUUUUUUUUCAAAAAGCUUUUUAAAAUAGACUAUAGGUGAUAUAUAAAAUCCAUCAUAUCACGGUUUAUUUGUAGUUAAACUGACUCCAAUAAAUAGGCUAAUAAUAAUAGGCUAAAUAACUUUAAAAUUUACACGUGACAAACGAGACAGAGACGUUGCAUUCAAGUGGUUUGUUUACAUCACGAGCAGUGCAAAAGACCAAAUUAAUGAUGUUGAAUUCUGGGCAAAAACGUGUAAGUUCAAAAAUGUAUUUGUUAGGCUACACAAUUGUACACAAUUGUAUGUUAUACAAAGAAAGUAAAUGAUGCCAACUCCCAAGAAAAUGUUUCUAAACAUGUAGGCUUAGGUUAUCUGUUAAUAAGAAACGAUGAUGUGUAGGUACAUUUAGAUUGUUUUUUGUUUUUUUUUAAAGAAAAAUAGAAAAGAAAAAAGUACACUCGUAAAAAAUAGCGUACAGUGUUAAAUAUAUUUACCACAAUAUUUGAAUAUUUACCUCAAAACAGCAAAAUUGCUCACAUUUACCAUACAGUAUAGGCUACUAGUAAACAUAACAUAUGCUACAUGUUGAUUCAGAAUUAAAAUACAUACACUUACAAAACAAAAUCCACUAAUUUUCACGCCUGCCAAGAUGAGAGAGCGAUGUGAAACAGUGUGGUAUUUGAGCUCGAGAGAGAACAGAUCUUUGGUUGCUGUCGUUCUACCAACGCAACAGGUGGACGCGCGCGCGAUGGAAGAAUCCGGGAAAGCACGACAGAAAGUAAGUUCGCUGCAAAAAAAAAAAGGUGAUUAUGUUUCUGAGGAUUAUUUAAAUAGAAUGCUUUAAACUAUUUACUUCAGUCUGGGAGCACUCUCAGAGGACUGAACUCUCAGAGGAUGGAAAUGUGUUCUUAAUGAGUGGCAAACGUUUGAUUCGGUCGUUUAAACAACCUUGCUGAUCCUAAUCAAUUCCUACAGAGCGCACCAUUAGCCUCUAACAGUGUCUGAGUCGCUGUGUGUGGAAUAUCACUUCAUUCGUCCCCGUGACGUCAUGCGAGAGCAGGAGUUGAAGCAGAAGGCAGGGAAAAGCUAAGUGGUCAAAGGAAGUUGGGCUCUCCUCCCACCCUCCCUCUCUCCCGCCCUCCUACUCUAAUACAUCUCAUACAUAUUACCAAACCUUUAAUCUGACGGUACACAUCACAAAGUCACUCAACAAGACUCCGGGCUGAGACGCAUUUCCCAGCUCAUGUUGUACUUUUUAAGCUGGUGGUGUUGAGCAGUACAGCGCCGGCUUAUGCCCCAGUGUUUCACCAACUUUCCGUGGCGCUGAGAGACCAGGGACCGGCUUGGGCAUAUAUUGUAUGUGCGGCUGCAUCCAUCGCAUCAAUCAACAGUCAAGACGAAAUCUGGAUUCUAUUCGCUGAAAGACAAGAGGAGCGACUCGGACACAAUCAAAGAAAACUACAACAGAAAGCAGAGGACCAGUUGUCCACCGCAAAUCGGAUGUUUAAUUUAUGCUUAUAUUUUUUAAAUCCAAGUCAAAAGUGCUAAGUCUCCCCUGGGCCUGAAAAGUGUAACUUUUCAACGCAGUUUUCUUGGAGCAGAGGUCUUCAAUAUGAGCAAGCCUGCUGGUUCAACAAGUGGUUGUCUGGAUAUUUUAAACGUCAAAUCCAGUCGGAUUCUGGACAUUCCAUGUAAAGUGUGUGGAGACCGAAGUUCUGGAAAGCACUACGGUGUUUACGCGUGUGAUGGCUGCUCGGGAUUUUUCAAGAGGAGCAUAAGGAGAAACAGAACGUAUGUCUGCAAAUCUGGCACACAGGGCGGCUGUCCAGUAGACAAAACACACAGAAAUCAGUGUCGCGCCUGUCGCUUGAAAAAGUGUCUAGAAGUGAAUAUGAAUAAAGAUGCCGUGCAGCACGAGAGAGGACCGAGGACGUCAACCAUUCGAAAGCAGGUGGCACUGUAUUUCCGAGGCCAUAAAGAGGUGAACGGUUCGUCGACCCAUUUUCCAUCCACGUCUAUCCCGGGGCCGCCGUUUUUCACUACAGUCACACAGCUGGAGCCUCACAAUCUGGAGUUAAACACGGUCACAAGCACACCGGAACGACAGGCCAUUGUAGGACUCGCCCAACCCACACCGAAGUAUCCUCACGAAGUCAGUGGCACUCCCAUGUACCUGUAUGAAGUGGCGACAGAGUCUGUGUGCGAAUCCGCCGCGCGCCUGCUCUUUAUGAGCAUUAAAUGGGCCAAGAGUGUUCCGGCCUUCUCCACACUCCCUCUACCAGACCAGUUGAUCCUUUUAGAAGACGCCUGGAGGGAACUGUUCGUGCUGGGCAUAGCGCAGUGGGCCAUUCCCGUGGACUCCAGCACUCUCCUAGCUGUUUCAGGAAUGAACACCGAGAACACAGAUUCCCAGAGGCUAAACAAAAUCAUCUCAGAGAUCCAGGCGCUGCAGGAGGUAGUUACGCGUUUCAGACAGCUCAGACUGGACGCGACGGAGUUUGCGUGCCUCAAGUGCAUCGUCACCUUCAAAGCAGUUCCAACACACAGUGGUUCGGAACUGAGGAGCUUUCGUAACGCCAGUGCCAUUGCAGCUCUACAGGACGAAGCCCAGCUGACUCUAAACAGCUACAUCCACACCAGGUACCCCACUCAGCCGUGCCGCUUUGGGAAACUGCUGUUGCUCUUGCCUGCUCUACGUUCAGUUGGUCCAUCCACCAUUGAAGAGGUGUUCUUCAAAAAGACCAUCGGAAACGUGCCCAUCACACGACUGCUUUCAGACAUGUACAAAUCCAGUGAUAUAUGAGCUACCGAGAGACAGAGAAAAGAAACAAAAUGUAUCUUUGACCUUGGAAUUCGUAUGGACGCUGGGACGCUGUGGAUGAUACCAGAUGCCCUAAUGUGAUUCUUCACGCACUUGUUUGGAGAAUAAAGCUCUACCAAUGUCAGGAUGUUGUUACGCAGGGAAACUCUAAAACAAACAGACUGCAUCUCUAAAAGUUGAGCUCACUGCUUAGAAAGAAAAAUGAACGUUUAACCAGUAAUUUUCUAAUUGAUUUACUUUUAAUCUAUUUAAGGUUGUUUAUGGAAGUAACUUAACAAGCUUAAUCUGUUCUUGUUCUAUCAAGAUUUAAAUACAAAAUUAUCUUAGUUUGUAGUCAUAUUUGAAUGGAGUGUCCGUGAGGUUAUGUACAAUCAUUCAUUUCAAAAUGGGACGUUUUAUUGUGUCCACUUGACCAACUACCUUUAUGACCAAUGCUGUUUUGAUUUCAGCACCACUAUUAUUCGUUUGUCCACAAGAACUUUGAAGGAAACCAAAUAUACAAAAAAAGAAAAAAGAAAUCAUGAGGUAUGUUGCAGGGAAGUAGGUCGCUGUCCCUUUGACAUAGUGCUGAAAACCAAAGGCCCAUGAGUCAGAACUGAAGAGCGAGUUCAUUCCUGUCUUACCUUACAGCAGAAGCUCCAACUUUAAUCAAAAACACUUGAACCAGCUAAUCGGGUUUACUUGAAAUGUAUGCUUAAAGGUUGGAAUUAAACUUAGCAGGGAGGCAGCAGGACUGAGCAUUACUGACCUAAUGAAUCACAUAAUUACCUAUUGAGGUGACAGGGAGGCCACAGCACCCACACCUUGUGACCUUACCGUAAGACUGGGGUUCACAGGUAGGGCAUUUCAAAUCCUCUGGAUACAUUUCUGUUGGCAUUGUGAGUUUUCAUUUCCACUCUGCAAAUGUAAUUUUACUGAAUGAUUUUUUUUUUUUAUUGAAAGCUGUUUCUGCUCGAUACGUGGCCCAUGUCAGAGGUCACCGUUUAAAACCCUUGUUUGACUAGCUACUAACCAUGGAAAAGAGACACGAUCAGCACUUGGAUUUUUUUUUUUGUAGUGUGUAAAUACAUUUCUUGUUGUACAGUGAUAAUUUUUGUGAAAGUUGUUCUAAGAUAUUAGAAUAAAUAUUGAAUAUUGAUCUGCUUCUUCAACGACUGUCUAAUUUAUGGGGUUUUGGGUUUCUAAAGCCUCCUUCUACAAGCAGAAAAAGGCCCAUUGCACCCUAAUCGGGGAACUGAACGGGGACAGAGAGAGGUUCAUGUCUGCACGUAAGUGCAUAUUGAACCACUGCCGAUACAAUACCCUGGACCUUGAGUGAAGUUGCUGUGCCUCGCACGGCUCGGGGCUUCAAGCACUCUUUCACAAAUCAAGGGCUUUGCCCAAAUUGCAUUUUUUAUCUUCAUUUUUUUUUGAUAGAGAGGAUACAAUAGAAAGAAACAUGAUUGCGGUGACAACUUUCAAUCCAAUUUAUCCUAGUUCCUUUUUAAUGGUCUGCUCUGACGUGGAGUGAACUCCAAGGUUGCAUGAGCCAAGCGGCUGUGCCCUUCUCUUUACCUUAAUACAGCAUUGUUGCACAUAUUGACUCGAGACAACAUUUGCAUUCCAUCAAAAGUAAUUUAGGCACAAUCCAUCAUGCUAGAAACAGAAUAACAAACAAUUAAUACCCACAGGAUGAGACAAUGUUAGACUCACAAGCAAAAGGUUGAAUGUAGGCCUGUAAUUUGUACAGCAAUUACAAACAAUACAAAAACACACCUGUUUCCCAACAAUGUACACUCAGUUUUAUAUCCUACAUCUGUUAUAUAGUUACAUACACACAUAUAGUUCUAAAAAGUAGAAGUUAAGUGCAGUGUUUAACCCUUGUGUUCAGGUCAUUUUUGUUCUGUUUUUAGUAAACAUGCUACAAGUACCCACACAAAACAAAUGACCCUUAUUUGAAGAACCAGUUUUGGUUAUUAUGCAGCAUUAUAUUGCAGUUUGUAAAUUUCCACAUUGUGCCCAACAACGGCCUUUAGCUGUUGAAAAAUCACUUGGCUUAUAUAUAGUUAUAUAAUAUAUAAAAUAUAUAGUUAAUUUUUGGCCAAUAAUUCACAAGCCAAGCCCUGUCUGUCUUAAAGGGUUAGUUCACCCAAAAAUGCGACUAGAAUGCUUUUUGUGCACCAAAAAAACAAGAUAAUAACUUUAUUCAAUAAUAUCUAGUGAUGGCCGAUUUCAAAACACUGCUUCAUGAAGCUUUGAAGCUUUAGGAAUCUUUUGUUUCGAUUCAGUGGUCUGGAGCGUGUAUCAAACUGCCAAAGUCACGCCCCCAGUGGUGAACCAUUGAAAUUUUGAAACAUUUAUCACAUAACGAAGCCUCGUUUACUGAAAUCACAUGACUUUGGUGCUCCGAAUCCCUGAUUCGAAACAAAAGAUUCGUAAAGCUUCAUGAAGCAGUGUUUUGAAAUCGACCAUCACUAGAUACUGUCAUAAAGUCGUUAUUCUCGUCGCUUCAUAACAUUAAGGUUGAACCACUGUAGUCACAUGAACUGUUUUAAAUACGUCUUUAGUAGCUUUCUGGGCAUUGAAAGUGUUAACUGUCUUGCUGGCAAUGCAGGCCUUACUGAGCCUUCGGAUUUUAUCAAAAAUAUCUUAAUUUGUGUUCUGAAGAUGAACGAAGGUCUUACGGGUGUGGAACGACAUGAGGGUGAGUAAUUAAUGACUGAAUUUUCAUUUUUGGGUGAACUAACCCUUUAAAGGGAAAAAAGGUCCUUUUACUCUUAUCUUAGGGUCAUUCGUGGAGGAUUUGACCUUCACAACAUGUUGCCUGUGUUCUUUAAGAUAAAGAUUUCUUGUCUGUAUCUGAGCAUCCAAGACCCUACGACCUGCCAUUCUUUUCUCCAGUCUGAGUAACCAUUCCUGAAUAAACUAUCUUCUCCUUUUCCCAGCCACCUGCAUCAGUCUUUCUUAGAAGAUCAAAAAAAAUAUCUUUGACUAAAUCGAUUCUGAUUUAGAAGUAUUUGUUUAUCAGUAAGAUUGAAUUGCCUUGAAGUAGUUAUCAUGGUAGCAUGAAAUUAUAAUUCACUUGAAUAAAGCAUCUAGCAAAUAACAAAUGUGCGAUAACUAAAUUAAUCUAUGUAUCUUUUAAUACUGUUUUGUGUAUAAUACUCAAAAAAUCUCAAUGUGCUGUGUAAAUGAACAAUAACUGGCGUAAUUCAUUUCACAGUGUAAAGGCCAAAAUGAGAAAACACGGUCAUUUUAACAAUUCCUGCACACAAAAUACUGAUCAUUUUAUCACCUUGUCCUCCACAUAUCUGAGGAUGAUUUCCUCUGAAAUGCUCUUUAUCAGAAAAAAAAGGUCCAAUUCUCACAAUAACUAGUUGCUUAUUAGCAUGCAUAUUACUAGGAUAUUGGCUGUUUAUUAGUACUUAUAAAGCACAUAUUAAUGCCUUAUUCUGCAUGACCAUAUUCUACAUCACUUAAUCCUACCCAAUACCUAAACUUAACUACCUUACUAACUAUUAAUAAGCAGUAAUUAGGAGUUAUUGAGGCAAAAGUCAUAGUUAAUAGUGAGAAUUGGACCCUAAUCUAAAGUGUGACCAAAAAGCCUAUCCUAUAGAUGUUGCAAAUAGGAUUUUAUAUGAUUUAACUGGAUCUGAGACUUCAUUGAGUCUAACCGAACAACACUAAUCAAAAUAUACGCAGGUGACUCACUUUAUACAAACUCCAGACGUUCAAAAAGAAAAACCUUUUAAGGCAGAAUGAAUGUCUACAACCACUCUAAUGCUAGGAUCAUCUCUUAAAAUAUAUUUUAUCUGAACCAAACCGAGAGGCUUUCGUUUUUCAAACCACAUCAUAUGUGCGUGUGUUUGAUCCGUUUUAUUGGAAAAUUCUCAUAAACAAAACAAUGGCACAGCAGUAUACAAAUCUGGAAACAUGCAAUGUAGGCAGAACUCUGUGUGUUUCUGUGUAACACCAUUGCACAGUAAAAACAGGCUUGUUUGCAGCUAAGUAGGACACGCAGCACACAAUCAAGGAGGUUCCCAAUUAAGCGCAUCCCGCAUGGUAAGCUUGUGUACGUGUUCAUCAGCAUUAAAA